Messenger RNA from Didymella exigua CBS 183.55, 3837 nucleotides. RefSeq names its product NUC173-domain-containing protein. The transcript is spliced from 2 exons. Bases 17 to 3775 code for a protein of 1252 amino acids. The record is from RefSeq and is a predicted model, not a curated record. Lineage: Eukaryota; Fungi; Ascomycota; Dothideomycetes; Pleosporales; Didymellaceae.
AUCGACAGCCCUCAAGAUGUCGCUCGAGGAGAGAUUGACCAAGAUCCGGACGAGUCCGAAGCUGCAGAGCGUGCAGCAGUCUCAAGUGGUCCUCUCGGCCAUCGAAGACACGCUCCGCCAGCAAAGCUCAGAGUUUACACCGACGGCAUACUUCGCUGCGCUACUGUCGCUCCUGGGCCGUCAGAUCACCGACCAGGGCCUUGCAAACAAGGAAACUGCGACUGCCGUAGUGUACCUGCUCGAUCUCGUCACCCCACACGUGCCCGCCCCGCUGCUGCGCUCCAAGUUCACCGAGAUCAUCACAAGCCUGGCGCCCGCCCUCACACACCCCGACGCCGAUGCGCCGUUCCUACGAUCCUCGAUAGGAUGUCUCGAGUCGCUGCUCGUCGUGCAGGACGUGCACGCCUGGGAGCUGCCGCAGACCCAGAUUAGCCCGCGUAGAGCUGUCGCUGGGCUACUGCAAAUUUCGGUCGACCACAGGCCGAAGGUCAGGAAGAGGGCGCAGGAAGCGCUUGCGAAGGUGCUUGCCAACCCACCACCCAGCCCGUCUCUGGAUCAUCCUGCGGCAGACAUGUGCGCUGAGACGGCGCUCAAGGUGCUCAACGACAUUGCUGCGCUAGCGGCAAAGAUGAAGAAGAGCAAGGGCGGAAAGAAUGCUGAAAGCAAGGACCCGGAUCUCAUCCACGCGCUGCAGCUUAUCAAGACUAUUGCUACUGCGUCUGGUGGCUGGCCGAGCCGCAAGAUGGAUGUGCUUUGCGAGUUAUUGCUGAACAUCUCCAGGUCCACCAACGAGUUCCUCACCAUGUCUGCGUUCGAGAUCUUCGAGGUUAUUUUCGCGGGUAUGGCAUCGGAUGAGGUUGCGUCUGCGAAGCUCCCUCGUCUUUUGGAAGUCAUUUCUGAAUUGCAGCCCUCGAAGAACGACUCGCAGCUUCUCCCGCCUUGGAUCGCCGUCAUCUCGCGAGGAUACGAGGUCGCAGCCCAGGUUGAGCCUGAGGACACAUUCGUCAAGCUACCAGAGCUGUUCACGAUGGUUUCUGAGUUCUUGGUGUCUUCGUCGCACAACAUACGCAUAUCUGCCUCUGAAUGCUUGAUCUCGUUUCUGGUCAACAUCAUCCCAGACAGCGUCAUUCUCGAGCCUUCGGUUUACGACGAGAAGACGUUGGAGAAGGUCGCGAAGAUCGCGCAGAACCUGUUGAGCGUGAAGUUCCAGGCUGCGUGGAUGGAGGUGUUCAGCACGCUAUCAGCUAUGUUCGAGACGUUGAGAUGGCGCUCAGAGCCUAUCAUGAGGUCAGUUUUGAGGGUCGUUGGAGAUUUGAGGAGUAGCGAGAGCUUUGCUGGCAAGAAGGAGGCGGAUGUAGUCAUCUCGAGGGCUAUUGCCUCGAUGGGCCCCGACGCCGUGCUCGACGUUCUUCCCUUGAACCUCCCGCGACCACUACCAGGGCAAACCGGCCGAGUUUGGAUGCUGCCUCUUCUCCGCGACGCCGUACACAACACUAGGCUCUCUCACUUCCGCAGCGUCAUGGUCCCACUUAGUGAGCAACUUUUCCAGAGGGUCAUCGAGCACGGGCAGAGGGAGAAGACCAUGGAAAUCAAGGUUUUCGAGACCGUUGUGCAGCAGAUCUGGUCCACCCUUCCCGGAUACUGCGACCUGCCCCUGGACUUGACCGAGUCCUUCGACCAGUCCUUCUGCGAGAUGCUGGCGAAUCUGCUGUACAGUCAGGCAGACCUGCGUACCGACGUUUGCAAGGCACUUCAGAAUCUUGUUGACAGCAACAAGACAAUUAUCGAGCUUGACGGUAACGACGAUCUUGUCAAGCAGCUUCGCGUCUCGAAGACUGAUGCGCAGAAAAACCUCGAGCACCUGGCAAGCUUUGCGAGCAACAUGCUCGCGGUCUUGUUCAAUGUGUAUAGCCAGACACUGCCUCAGUACCGUGGCACAAUCCUACGAGCUAUCAACGCUUUCCUCAGCAUCAUACCCGAAAAGGAGCUUAUCGAGACUUUCGAGCGCGUAGCCUCGAAUCUCGAGCAAGCUCUCCCGGAAGCUGGACCUCAAACACAGGCCGACAAGCAGAAGCAAGGAAAGGGCGCAAACAAGAUGCCACCAAUGAGCCAUACACUCAUGGACCUCAUCAUCACAAUUGCGCUUUACCUUCCCCGAGACAGCUACGGCUCACUGUUCCGCAUGGCUGAGAUCAUGAUCAACAAGGACGACGACCCGCAGCUGCAGAAGAAGGCAUACAAACUGAUUCCUCGCCUUUCAGAAUCCGAGGUUGGCAAGUCGGCGCUGCAAGCGCGCAACGGCGAGCUGCAGCAGUUGCUUCUGCAGAGCUCAGAGAAGGUCACAGGACCAGCACGCCGCGACCGACUACUUGCCAUGUCGCAGGUCAUCGAGUUCCUGCCUCAGAGCGAUCUUCACUUCAUUCCUUCGGUUCUCUCCGAGGUCGUCAUUUCGGCCAAAGAGACUAACGAGAAGGCACGCGAGGCUGCGUACAGCCUGCUUGUAGCCAUGGGCGAGAAGAUGGCCGAGGGUGGCCAAGUCGUCCAGACCAAGGUGCCCAACAUGCCCGAAGACGCACCUACCGUCGAGGCAUCUCUUGAGGAAUACUUCACAAUGGUUUCAGCCGGUCUGGCCGCCUCGACACCUCACAUGAUCUCUGCGUCCGUCACCGCCGUGACUCGUAUCUUGUACCAAUUUCACUCGAGGAUAUCUGAUGAGACAAUCACAAACCUGCUCGAACUGAUGGACAUCUUUUUGCAGAACCCCAACAGGGAAAUCGUUCAGAGUGUGCUUGGCUUCGUAAAGGUCGAAGUUAUUACGCUCUCAGACUCACUUGUUCGUCCUCGUCUGCAAAAUCUUCUGAAGAACUUGAUGGUCUGGAGUCAUGAGCACAAGGCGCACUUCAAGGCCAAGGUUAAGCACAUUGUCGAGCGCUUGGUCCGCAAGUUCGGUGCCGAGGAGGUUGAGCGCGCUUGUCCUCCUGAGGACCGCAAGCUCGUCGUCAACAUUCGCAAGACACGUGAGCAGCGUAAGAAGAAGAAGCAACAGGCCGAGGAGGAUGGCGAAGCUCCUGCCCAAAAGCCGAAGGGCAAGUUUGAGAGCGAGUAUGACCAGGCUGUUUACGGCAGCGACAGUGAAGAAAGCGAAGAGGGCGACUCAGAGGAUGAGUUCGUAAAGAGCCAGAGCAAACAGCGCACUGGCAAGGCAAAGACCGGUCAAACAUACAUCGUCGAAGACGAAGAUGAGCCCCUCGAUCUGCUAUCAAAGAAGGCACUUGGCAACAUCUCCUCCACAAAACCUCUCCGUCAACGCCAGCAACCAACAAAAAGGACCGCUGCUCGCACCAACGAAGACGGAAAGCUUGUCCUUGGCGACUCCGAUGACGAAGGUGGCAUAAAGUUCAAGAAGUCAAGCAAGAGCGACGACAUCGAAAUGGACCUCGACGAGGACAACAUCGGUCUCGAAGCUGGUAUCAACGCCUACGUCGACGCUAUUCGUGGUCGUGACGCUGCUCAGCGUGGACAGCGUAACAAGCUGAAGUUUAGUAAUAAGCGCACCAAAGACGACGAUGACAUGGACAUGGAGGACGACGGUCUCGAUGCACAGGGCGUCAGGAAGGCUAAGUCUGGCUCAGGCAUGGGUCGCGGUGGCAUGAAGACUCAGCGUAAGGGACUUGGUGCUGAGAAGCAGCGCGGUCCUAGCGGAAAAGUUGAGAAGGGGAGGAGUCCGAGGGGAAGGGGCGGAUUUGGUAGAGGUGGACGGGGCGGUAGGAGAUAAGCAUUGAGACGUGUUGAUGACUACUUGCAUCUUAGAUACCAUUUAGAGGCGUUCAAAAAGCG